AUGAAUUUUGUAAAGGAGAAAGAACUACCGAACCGCCAGAAGAGGGCAGAGUCUGCAAAAGAUAUGGAGCAAAUCUGCCGUACCAAAACCAAGCUUAGGAUGACAUUAAAGAGACUGCAGGAGAUAAUCAUACUUUGCGAACAUGCCGCUAUAUCAACAGUGGAAUCAGCCGGCCUUGUGUUCGGACCAGUUCCACUCACUGCAGACGAGAACAUAUGGCUUGCUACAGCAAAGAACUACCCUUCAAAUGACAUCCUAAGCGACUUCUAG
Messenger RNA from Strongylus vulgaris, 270 nucleotides. The record is from the annotation of a GenBank genome assembly. NCBI's taxonomy places the organism in Eukaryota, Metazoa, Nematoda, Chromadorea, Rhabditida, Strongylidae.